AUGGGUGUGGCCUUGUUGGCGUGCCCCACCAUAUCAGACGCAGCAGUGGACACCAGCACUGAGAUCACCAUCAAGGACUUGAAAGAAAAGAAGGAAGUUGUGGAGGAGGCAGAGAAUGGAAGAGAUGCACCUGCCAAUGGGAAAGCUAAUGAGGAAAAUGGGGAGCAGGAGACUGACAAUGAGGUAGAUGAAGAAGAGGAAGAAGGUGGGGAGGAAGAAGAGGAGGAGGAAGAAGGUGAUGGUGAGGAAGAGGAUGGGGAUGAAGAUGAGGAAGCUGAGGCUCCUAUGGGCAAACAGGUAGCUGAGGAUGAUGAGGAUGAUGAUGUUGACACCAAGAAGCAGAAGACUGAGGAGGAUGACUAGACAGCAAAAGGAAAAGCUAACCUUACACACCAUGACCUAUUCACCCUCCACUUCCCAU
Molecule: messenger RNA, 421 nt
Organism: Arvicanthis niloticus (Nile rat)
Lineage: Eukaryota; Metazoa; Chordata; Mammalia; Rodentia; Muridae
Source: RefSeq, a predicted model, not a curated record